AUGGCCAGCGAGCAUGAAUACACCCUCGAGCAGGUCAAGACCACUCGGGUCGCCUCCGAUGACAUUGACAAGACCUUCCGCUCAAGCAGCAUUGAUUUGAUCUCUGCUGCCCUGGGCGGAAAGAUUCUCGCCUUUUCAGAUGAGUGGUUUGCCGAGGCCUCUAACCUGUUGACGCCCACCCCUCCCAUCAGACAACCGGGCAAGAUGGUCUACACCGGCGCCUGGUAUGACGGCUGGGAAACGAGACGUCACAACACUGAGCCCUUUGACUGGGUUAUUGUCCGCCUUGGCGUCGCUUCUGGGACUGUCGAUGGAGUUGAGGUCGACACAGCCUUUUUCUCCGGCAACCACGCUCCCUCUAUCUCGGUCGAGGGCUGCUUCAACCUCGAUGACGACGAGGUCAUCUCGUGGAAGGGCGGUAGAGGACAGUGGGAGACUAUCCUCGGCAACGAGGAAUGCGGUCCCUCCCAGCGCUUCGGAUGGAAGCUGGCCGAACCUAAGAAGAAGCAGUAUACCCACGUUCGUCUCAAUAUGUACCCGGACGGAGGCAUUGCACGAUUUCGUCUGUUCGGCCACGCCGUGCCCGUCUUUCCCGAUGAUAAAGAUGCCAUCUUCGACCUGGCCGCGGCCCAGAAUGGUGGUGUCGCCAUCUCGUGUAGCGACCAGCACUUUGGCACCAAGGAUAACCUUCUGCUGCCGGGUCGCGGCAAGGAUAUGGGUGAUGGUUGGGAGACGGCGAGGUCGCGGACCAAGAACCACGUCGACUGGACGAUCGUCCGCCUCGGGGCUCCGGGUUCCGUACAGAACGUCGUCGUGGACACGGCGCACUUCCGCGGCAACUUCCCGCAAAAGGUCAAGAUUGACGCCCUCUCAUGGGUCGACAGCGGUGAGCCAGGCGCGGAUGCCGCCGGCUGGACGGAAAUCGUAGCUCCGAGCAAGUGCGGCCCGGAUCAGGAGCACGACUUCCCGAGUACCGUCAAUGACAAGGCCGUGUCACACAUUAAGAUCACCAUUAUUCCCGACGGCGGGGUCAAGAGACUGCGCGUCUUCGGUAAAAGGGCAUAA
Messenger RNA from Colletotrichum higginsianum IMI 349063, 1065 nucleotides. RefSeq names its product Allantoicase. The transcript is spliced from 2 exons. NCBI's taxonomy places the organism in Eukaryota, Fungi, Ascomycota, Sordariomycetes, Glomerellales, Glomerellaceae. Bases 1 to 1065 code for a protein of 354 amino acids. Gene Ontology annotation, molecular function: allantoicase activity. The record is from RefSeq and is a predicted model, not a curated record. Gene Ontology annotation, biological process: allantoin catabolic process.